GAGCCAGUUGGAAAUCCAUAGUCAUAGCCAGAGUGCUACCCAUGCGGCUGCGAGUGACUCGUUUUCAUGGCUACAGCCGCUCAAACGCGCAAAGCGUUGAUUGGAGCGACACGGACACGGGACUCGUACUGCACGUACACAGUCAACGUUCAAACUGCACAAUCCGCAACCGCAACCUACCUGUUUUCGAAAACGAAGCGACAGUGGUUCAUGCACAGUGCCAUCGCCUUCAACGUCAAAAUGGAACACAAAGAUUAUUACUCUAAAACUGGUAAAACGUCGACUGCUUCAAGCUUUCGUAGACUGUCUCGAUGUGUAAACGGCUCGGAAAUGCGGUACCCGACACACAACUGUCCUCUCCCGUUCACGUGCUACAUAUUCACAUUGAUUGAUUGAUUUUUAAAAGAAAAAAAAACAUUUUGGUUUUCGGCCUUGAACUUGAAGUAUGCUUGAAGCUCGGCUUGCGAGCUUGACGAGCGUUUCCACGUGACCACCAGAGCCGGCUCUGGUGACCACGUUACUUUAGCCCUUUAGCCCAGCGCGGCAGCACAGCUGAAUCGCUCCGCCAAUCAAACAUUUGCGUUAGCGACAUCGUGGAACCAGUGGAUUGUGGAGUUGGUGAUGGAGGGUACACGUGAGUUGUGAGAGCCGGUGAAGAGUGUGACCUGACAUGAUCUGCUGCCAACAGACCGAUGACUGACAAAAAAACGCUCGUGUUGGGAAGCAGUACAUAUAGCUUCUAAAGGACGAUGUCAUCUCAUAAACUUGCGUCAUCUGUGAACUUCACAGCAUUCGUAGUAGUGGGAUUACUCGUUUGUCUGCUGGUGUUGAUCCGUGUGGGCAUCGAAUCUCUCUUCCAAGAAAAGAAAAAGCGCAAGGAACGGAAAAGCCCUCCGUCAUGCAUGACCGAUCCGAAUCUUGGUGUCAAGCAUCAGUAUAUCACUCUAGACGAUAUCACCUUACACUAUGUAUCAGCUGGAAACCCAAAGAAUCAGCUCGUCGUAUUCUUGCACGGGUUUCCCGAUUUUUGGCUCACUUGGCAGAAGCAAAUUACGGAGUUCAAGGAGGACCACUGGGUUGUGGCACCUGACAUGAGAGGGUACGGUGAAUCGUCAAAACCGGCUGAGGUCUCACAGUACAGGCUGUUGCUGCUGAUGGAGGACGUCAAGGCCCUCGUUGAGAAGCUAGGAGAAGGACGUAAGGCAAUCCUGGUUGGCCACGAUUGGGGCGGAGUAGUGGCGUGGGCAUUGACGGCGUCUCACCCUAACCUUGUUCACCGUCUUGUCGUCAUCAAUUCUCCACAUCCCGAUGCUAUGCGUCAGUUGCUGCAUUCCAGCUUUGACCAGAUGAAACGUUCAUGGUACAUGAUUGCCUUCCAGUUUCCCAAAAUGUCUAGGAUGCUGUUUGAGAGAAAUGACUUCGAACGCUUAGAAGAAAGCCUGGGAAAAUACGGCAAGGAAGAAGUGGAAGCCGUGAAAUACGUGUUUUCACUUCCAGGAGUGCUGCAGUGUGCCAUGAACUACCAUCGCGCAAAUCUCAACUUUGACACUGGCAUACCUUCCGGAUAUAUAAUGGUGCCAACGCUGAUACUUUGGGGCGAGAGAAGCAUGUACCUAUCGAAGCGCCUGGCGCAUCUCAGCAUACGGCGGGCCUUGGGGCGGGUGGAGCUGCUGCCAACAGCGGGACAUUGGGCUCAUCGCGAGUGCGCUGUGCGUGUCAACGAUCACAUUCGUUCUUUCCUUCAAAGCAGUGGUCCUUGAAGGAGGAAAUCCUUGCUGCUCUCUUCAACUGUGUCGUUAAAGAGUCGCUGUUUGUUGGUCCCGUAUAUUGAACAAUAGUGAGAGUAGGCAAGCUGGUCGGCUGUUUACAGCAGGAACAAAAUGCACAGAUUAAGCAUGAUACGUAGGCAUGAGCCACAACGGUACCUAGGGUUUCACAUCUGUAUGGUUUUAAAAAUGCCAAAGAUGAUUGAGAUUCAUUUGUCAAACACAUUUUAGAAUUGUUUUCAUCAUUUACGUAGGGACACAGGAUUACAUUGGUGACUUGCCACAUUACACUUUCUUAUCAACAUGGUGUUGUGAUUUUUACCAGUCAUUUAAAAACUGUAACACCAUAACUGCUCAAUAAUUUCACAUUUAACAUCAUCUACAUUCGUCCGCUCGGCUGCUGAAAAAAAAAAGCUCUCAGGACUCAGGAAUAAAAAUUUCGAUACUUUCAGUGGAGGAUCGUUGAGGUAACGGCUUUGGCUUUCACUAAGGCAAAAUCAACGAUCUCGUUUCAUGAAUUUAAUAAGCACAAAAAAUGUGCACUUCUUUUCUUCUCCAUAAAAUUAUUGCACUCAUUACAUGAUACUGUGUGACUUGUACAAUUUGUGUGUGUGUGUAUCAUUUUUAAUUUUGAAUUGUUUGUGCACACAUUUUGUGUGUAGAUUUGAUGCAGCUGUUCACGCACAACAAAGUCUACGUAUGUCUUGUUUGUGCCAAAUGAAAUGCGCACUCCAGUUUUGCAUGCAUUUGGUGCAACCCUAGCACACAGUGGAACCAUCUUGUGUUGUUCACUUGGGAACUUACUUGUUUGACACUUUGAAAAUGCCCAUCUUAUGGUCAGGAUCAAGCACUCAUCACCCAUUGGUCAAGGACCAACCCGUGAAGUCUAAUAGCGUCGUUAUUAACGUUUUAUUUCAUGGAGUUUUAAGUGCUAUAUAAGUUAUCACAUAUACUGCUAUCAGGUCAGGUCUUCACUCGUUCACUGGGCAUACUGUUCGUUCACGUUAUGAAUACUCGUUCAAACCCAUAGCUCAGCAUUUAGGGCCUCGAAAAUUCACGAUCACAAUCAUCUGAUAAGGCGUGAGUUCAGCCGCGGCUACAAACUCGUGAAGGUCGACAUGGCGUAUCGGUGAGCUCGAUCAUACUGCAUAUUAGCACACUCACCAGAUGACACCACACCUGCUCUGUUUAGAAGUGUGAUGUUAUCUGCUGAGCGCACUAAUAUGCGUCAUGAUCGAGCUCACCGAUUGUGAUUGUGAGAUUUCUAGGCUGGAAAUGCCGAGCUAUGUUUAAACCUUAACUCCAAAAAGUUUACAGCUCUAUUCUUUGCUUGCAGAGGUACAUAUUUUGUAACCGUUUCCCUUCGUUUAUAUUAUUUUUAUGACUCUACACUUUUUGUCUCCCUGCACUGUGUACUGCCAUGAGGGAAUAAAGGUAUUUGUUUGUUAUCACUAA
Ornithodoros turicata is the source of this 3221-nucleotide messenger RNA. RefSeq names its product epoxide hydrolase 4-like. Gene Ontology annotation, molecular function: hydrolase activity. The record is from RefSeq and is a predicted model, not a curated record. The coding region runs from base 750 to 1760 and encodes 336 amino acids. The transcript has 6 exons. NCBI's taxonomy places the organism in Eukaryota, Metazoa, Arthropoda, Arachnida, Ixodida, Argasidae.